Alosa alosa (allis shad) is the source of this 5545-nucleotide messenger RNA. RefSeq names its product flocculation protein FLO11 (gene tp53inp2b). Gene Ontology annotation, cellular component: autophagosome; nucleus. NCBI's taxonomy places the organism in Eukaryota, Metazoa, Chordata, Actinopteri, Clupeiformes, Clupeidae. The transcript has 4 exons. Bases 548 to 1543 code for a protein of 331 amino acids. Gene Ontology annotation, biological process: autophagosome assembly; positive regulation of DNA-templated transcription. The record is from RefSeq and is a predicted model, not a curated record.
UUGUACGUUCUAUAUUCUGAUCCGAGGAUCAGCUGGGUGCAGCAAUAACAUUAGGAAAUAUCUGCAGAAACUCGUUUUUAAAGGCAGAUAUUGUAAUCUUAAACAGUGUAAACGCAAUUUUACACGUUGCACUUCUUCUAAGAAGAAUAUAUUUUUAUUUUAUUAUAGUGUUAUAACUACCUCAUAUUAAGAUACCUAAAGCUAUGCUUUAAGAAUUUACUGUCAUUUUUACAGUUUGCUCAUCACGUUUACAACUUGAAUAAUACUGCAAAGGCAGGCCUUUGCAUCGAUACCAAGUAAAACCUUAAACUAACACUCUGAAAAUCCUUUGCCCAUUUGGGAAUCUUGUGUCAACAAGGGCUUGAAUCAAGAGGCCAACGCAGCAUUUUCACAGCUUCUGUCGUUAUUUGACCUUCAACCUGUUAACCUAAAAACUUGAGAAAAAUAAUAAUAAAAAAAGAAAACAAAAAAUAAAAAGGCAGCUUUCUCUCAGGAUCGUGUCCACGUCGACCCCCUUCUCCACUUUGCUGCCCCCUACUGGACGGUGAUGUUCCAGCGGCUCAGCAGCCUGUUCUUUGGAGAGGUAGAAGAUGUGUCUGCUGAACUCAAGGGACCCAACCCAUGUGUGAGCGACGCUGAUGAGGAGGGAUGGCUUAUGGUCAGCCUGCCAGAGAAUAACGACCGCUUGAUGCUGGGGGAGGGCGGAGCCGAGGCGCCCUCGAUAGCACAGUCCCUGCCCGACAGUGAGUGUCCGAGGGCCGGGUCGGAGCAUGACCCCAUGACCCCCCUCCCCGCUCCCUGCGGCCCGUCCCACCUGCCUAGCGGCGGUCGCCGCAGGACUAAGGCUAGCAGGGCACGAGUGGCGGCCCUUCCCUCCCCUCUCCAAUCAACCCCCGCCGCCACCGCCUCCUCCUCUCCUUCCUCUUCCUCCUCUCCCAUUUGCCAUGCCCCCUCCUCCUCCUCGGGCGGGUUAGUAGGUGUGCGUGGUGCGCUGCCCAGCCCUGCCCCCCGCCCCCGUGGCUCUGCGCCCGUGUCGCCUGGCUCCUGGAGCGACUGCAGCGGCGGCAGCAGUGGUGGGCUGGAGCGCUGCGGUAUGGACGAGAGCUGGUUUGUCACCCCUCCCCCCUGUUUCACUGCAGAGGGAGCCGCAGCCGAGGCUAGCCCCAUGGAGGACCUGCUCAUCGAGCACCCCAGCAUGUCCGUCUACGUCUCCCCCGGCAACCUGUCCAUGGUGGAUGAGAGCUCCGCCAGCCUGGCAGGCAGCGUCAGCAGGAUGGCGGAGUCGGCUUCAGCAGCUCUCCCUGCCCCCCGGACCAAUCUGCCCCCGAGGGUGACUCGAGGGGCGGCUGCCCAGGCCGGCGCCCUGGCCAAGGUGAGCCAGGUGUCACGCGUGCAACGCUCCAAGGCCCGCGUGGAGCGCCGCCAGCUGGCCCGCAACCGCGUCCAGCGCCAGAACCGCACCCGCGAGCAGUUGCCCCGCCACGCCACCCACGCCCGCAAGAGCUUCCUGCACCAGCCAUGCCAGCGCAACAUCUGCCACUAAGGGGGGGGCAGCUGUCGAUGUCGGGGCACCCCCCCUCAACACAGCGGAGGAGUGGAGCCGCUUACUCAGAGGGCAUUAUCACCCCCCUCCUGCUCCUCCGCCUCACCCUAGAUCCUUUACCCCUUAGCCCAUAGAUAGCCUACAUACCCACUCAUUCACUGGUAGAGCCUGCACAUAGUCCCUGUCCUAUAGGUAUAAUCUUUAUUAUGUAUCGUCGGUGUUGUUUCAAGAUGAAUUUGUGUGAGCAGUAGCCGUUCCCGUCCACAUAAGACGUAACAUGGUAUCGAGCAGCCCCCCCCCCCCCCUUCAAGUUUCACAGUUUUUACUUUUUUAUUUUUGCUCCCAUCACACCAUGCUGUGGGAUAGUUGUUAAGCCUCCUCAAUGCUCUUAAUGAUGUCAAAAGCAAGCUUCGCCCAUCUUUGCUCAGUUUCUCACACACCCUAAGUAGUCUGGCUGCAGGCCUACUGAAACGAGAGUUGGGAUACAAAAGAAGAACAAAUGUUUUAGAUGCACUGUCUCUUUAUUCUACAUAAGACAGCCUUCUUGCUGAGCAUACUCAUGCAAGGUCAACAUAAUCACUCAUCAUGCAUUUCUCAUAGGUGACAUGUAGUUACGUUAAUGCAUAUAUUCACCUAAAGAUAUGGAAUUAAACCUAUGAUAUUGGUAUUGAUGUCACCAUGUAACAUCUGACCAACAGAGAAGCAUGUGAAGACCAUUCAGCGUUAGACAGAAAGGGAGUGUGGAUGGGCAAAAGUUCUCCAUGGGAAAUCUCACAUCCUUUAUUUGCUUUUUAAAUGUUUGAUUUGGAACGUUGAGGUCUCCAUUUUACUUAUUCGUUUCACAAUUUAACCUCAAUUAUGGGCUGAGGAUACCAAGGUGAUGUGUGGUUAAAAGGCUGACCAACUCCUCGAGGAAUGUCAUGCACAUAUCGUAUUUCACAGAUGACAUGGUAUGACAUGGCCAAGAAUCUUAUUUUAUUAAAAUGUCGUAACUUGUGCAAAGACAGAGGAAGGGUCAGUUCUUAUAGCCAACUCACAGAGAGGGCAAAAAGCAUGUAGAGGAGGGUGAGAGGGGGGAAUGAAACAGACUAAAGAUGUCUCAAAAAUGUUAGGUGGUCGAAUAGGGGGGAAAAGAGUUGAGGGGGAGUUAUGACAGGUAUUGGUAAGUCAUGUAGCCUGUCUUUAUGCAGUGGAUGGCUUAAAUGCUAUUCUCACUCUCGCACACAUUCUCAUCAGCACAAUAGCAGAAUGUCACUUGCAAGAGGCAGUGCCAUAACACAAAGGGGACUUACAAUACAAUUUUUCAUUAAAUGUAUGGAAUUGCAAUGUCCUCAGUGUUAAGAUAUCAUUCACCUAAAGAGUACAUAGUUAAUAGCCAGAUGCUGCGACAGGUUACAGGGUGUGGUGGAGAUGUGAUGGUCAGGAAUGGUAUUGAGGGUGACACUUUAUUUAGUUUGAUUUAAUUUGACAUCUUAUCAUUUGUUGGCUAUAGAGCCUUUAAACCAUGGAUACUUGUGCCCAUCCUGCCCCCUAGCUGUUGAAACGUGCAUGUGCAGUGCAGACAGGCUCUUCCUUUGUUGAAAUAGAGAUCCCGGUGCAUUCUGCUUUUAUAUGGAGAAAACUCCCCUGCUCAACACCUACAGUCUGGCUCGGCCCAAAGAGUUACUUGUCUGUAUUUGUCUGCAUAGAAAAACAAACACUUAAAAAUCAAGAGAACUGAGGUUGUAUCUUUUAAGACAAUGUUUUGAACAAUAUAGUAACAGCAUUACUAUUCCUGAGAAAAAAAAACAUCUUUUGUCUUGACUGAAGACAUUGGAAUUGUAUGCUUGUGUUCAUGUUUAUCCAUGCAUUACCUCGAUGUUACAGCUGAACUGUGGCGGCCUUACAGUUUUUGCGUGUGUUUGCGUGUAGCUACACUCCGGCCGGUCUCUAUGCUAGUCAGUGGGGGUUGCAGGGUGUAUGGGUGCAUUAUGGGUAAAGAGGUCAACCUCGCCAUAGAAACCCAUUCCGACUGAUGUCAUUUCCUCUCCGCCGUCCAUCAGUGUUACGUAUCCCGCCUCUUUCUCUCCCUGUGGCCCUACUUAGCAGGCUCUAUGUAUCAGUGUCCACCAACGUGUGAGCUACCGUUCAUGUACGUUUAAUAACUAUUAGACUAAUAAUAAUGGUGCUGAAGUAUAUGAAUAUAUAUACUAAAAACUUUGUAAAUUAUUCAAGACUUGGAUGUAAGUUUGCACUGUCUAACAAUUUUAUGGUGAGUCAAACAUUUUAGGUGUGUGUUGUGUGCUGAAUGUGUUUGUGUUUUGUAUGGGCUGUUAAGACCUAUGAGUGAGAGAAGGUAUGCUGAAAUGCACGACUUAAAAAAAAAAAAGUUAAGCUAUAGUAAUUUAUUUUUCACGUUAGUGUAAAUAAUUAACUGCAUCAUACAGUUUAAUGUCAUUGCUUUCUUUGUUCUGACUGCUCACAUUUUCCAUGAUUUGUCACCGAAGUAUGUCACAAAAUUUGUAAUUCAAGCCUUCUUGGUGCAGACCAGAUGUGUUCAUUCUGGCAUUAUAUACUUAAUCCGAAGUGUGGUAUGAAGUUACUCAAAAUCCUCCUACAUUUUUCUUUUCAAUUUUAUUUUCAGACAUAUUAGCUUUUGGGUUGGUACAUGUCUGUUGAUGCGACAACACCUCUUGAGUGGGCAAAGUUUGGUUGCUAUACGAUUUAUUUUGUUAAGUUACUUUUUAAGAUUGUGUGCAUGAUAGACUCUGUUUGCUUUAUCUCUCUCUCUCUCCAUCUCUCUGUCUUUUUAAUCACUUGCUUACAGUUUCCUCUCUUUUAACAGUCAACCUGUAAACGCUCAAUGUUGUAUCAGAAAAAAAAACGAUGAACUUCAAAUAUUAAUAUAAAUUUAUAUAUAUAUAUAUAUAUAUUUUGCCCAUUUAUUUGAUUGACUGUGUGUAUUUUUAAAUUUGGUUGUAUGGAGUAUAUUAUGUGUGGGACUCUGCGACUCAGUGGAUCCCAUUGGAAUGUAAUCAAGUGAUCAUCCAAUCCUAUCCUUGUGGGAGAACACAGCAGUGGAUCGCUUUAGUCCUGUGAUUGAGUGAUCAUCAUCCCCAUCCUAUUGACAUAUUGGCUUCUGGGGGUCCUAAUUUUGACUAGGGUGCAAGUCAGGGUGCAGAAAAUGCAUCUCUGGGAACUUUAUACCACUACAUAAUGUCAUAAUGUGUGCCACUGAAUCUCCAAUCCCCAGAUAAGGGGAGGGUCGCUGAGAUCUACUGGAUUCAAUGGGAUCCACAGCAGUGUUGUCUCUCCUGCUUGGUCCGCUCCCCUUACUUGUGACUAUGUCCCUUAUUGUUUGUGUCAAGAGUUUAAGAGAUGUGUGAGCUGUAUCCAGGGGCCCCUGACAGACCAGGAUAGGGUUGAGGGACUGUAGAUCUAAGUGUGUGUGUUUGUGCGUAUGUGUGUGUAGCCAGCGUUAAAUGAAAAAAAAAAAAAAUAGGGAGACAAGGGUUAGAUAUUGAUUUUAAAGUAUAUGCUUCCAUGAACCAUAAAAAAAUAUUUUAAAAAGCAACAAAACCAUAUAAAAAUAUACAUGCUUGCAUUAUCCCAUGCUGUUAUUAGGACAGUUGUUCACCGUAUGUAAUGUAAAAAAAAGGGGUAGAAUAUCAAAGGGGACUUUUGUUUUUGUUGUUUCAUUUGCUCUGAGAUGAUGGCAGCUUUUGAAAUGGGAGUGUUACCUGUUUCAAAAUGUACCCCCUCCUCAAAAACACCCCCAAAAAAGUACUUAUGGAGUUAUACAAAAAAGUGAUUGGUGUAUCUGAUAUCUAUGGUGAUUGUGCCUUUCACUACUCUGCAUGGUUUUUGUGAUGUGCUGACUUUCCAUCCCCGAUAUGGGCUGAGCCCAUGAGCAGUAGAAAGACCUAUGCAAACUAUACUAGUGGGGUUCCAGCGUCCAUUCAGAAAUGCAGGUAUCGGACACACAAAAAAAACAACAAACAAAACAAUAAACUCUCAGGUUGA